Molecule: messenger RNA, 1454 nt
Organism: Daktulosphaira vitifoliae (grape phylloxera)
Lineage: Eukaryota; Metazoa; Arthropoda; Insecta; Hemiptera; Phylloxeridae
Exons: 3
Coding region: 539-1000 (153 amino acids)
Source: RefSeq, a predicted model, not a curated record
UAUAUUUAUAAUUUGAAAGUAAUACGUUCGAAAAAAAAAAUCAAUUAAAAUUUGUCAAGCGGCUGUAAUUUUAAACGUACUCAUGGCAUAUAUAUAACACGACGGUGAUUAUACUGAAUAUACGAGCAAUAAAUUGCCCCGUGAAAUACAAUAGGGCAUACACGAGAGUAAAUUUGCCUUGAACAUGCAAAAAAUAAAAUAACGAAAAAUAAUGACAAAUUAAUUUGCAGUCAUUGCAAAGAGUACAAUAAUAAUUGACUAGGAAUUUAUUCAUUGCGCUAACGCUUUAUAGCCAAGACGUAUAAAGUUUAGAAACGAAUGGACGAGAAAAAAUUAUUUUUGUAAAACAUAAUAGUUUAUUCUAUAGUAAAAUAAAAGACAAAUGCGUGUAAAACUUAUAUAUUGGUUAGCGAAAAAAAUGUCGAAUCGCAUACAAUAGGAGAUUUAGAGUCGAUUUAUACAGUUUAACAGUUUGAUUUUUUUAAUCCCGGUCGGGCAAAAAUUUACCGCGUUCUGCGUGAUUUUUACCAAUCGAAAAAUGUGUUUCAAAGCGUAUUUAUUUUUUUGGAUUUUCGUUAUAGCUAUAUUUCUAUGGAAUUUACAAAAAGACUAUUGUUCGGCUUUACCCAGAGGCACUAGAAUGGUUAUUAGGUACGACAAAUUCGAAUGGGUCACAAACGACAAGUUCGGACGCGUCAACCAGGUUUACGUCAGUCAGUACAACGGCACCGAUUUCGCCAAUAUAAACAUGACGGUCGAUGUCGAUAUCGUUCUGCACAAGAUGACCAUGGACAUGAUAAGGUGCAAGGAGCACUACAUAGACUGCGUGAACUACAGGAGUUUCGAGGUGGCGCAAUUCUGCGGAAAAGAAAAAGCCAUACUGUUUUUCAUCAAAAUGGGGUACAUCAACCGCGAGUUGUUGUGCACGAUCGACAAAGUAAGGCGAUUUUACACCGCCGUUGACCCGUUAGCUAAUAGUUUUAAAUUAAAAUUUGAUUAAAUCGUUAAGUUAGUUUUGUUUAUAAUUUUAAUUUACUCGUUAGUUUUAAUAAUUCCGGCAUAACGACGAUGUUUUGUUUGUUUGUUACCCCCCCACACCGAUAAAGGGACUGCUGGUGAUAAAAAACGGGACGCUGAACGUGAACAACAUAGUCGAGGCGUUUGCUCUCGCUCUGGACAAGUGGUGGGAGAGCACGUGGAAAUGGGACUGUGUUUUUUUCUCUCGCGACGGACCUUACGUCGUGCAUUUGACCGGACAGCUCCGAUUUCUUCUGUUGAGCGGACGGAGGACUCGUAGACAUUAGAUAAAAAAUGUUAUCCAUAAAUUAUUAUUGUUGUUAUUUGUAUUUUGUUUUGUUGUAUUACUAAUGUAUUUUUCUUUGUUUGCAUAAACAAUAAUCAAAUAAAUUAAUAUACGAUUGACAAUUUUUUCGGAUUGAAUGAAUAAAUUUUAA